AUGAGUGAUAUUAGAAUGAAAACAUUCGAGAUGGGAAAGGAUUAUUAUAAAAUACUUGGUAUUACCAAAGGUGCAUCGGAUGAUGAAAUAAAAAAAUCAUACAGAAAGCUUGCAUUAAGAUAUCAUCCAGAUAAAAACAAAUCUCCUGGAGCGGAAGAAAAAUUUAAAGAAGUCGCAGAAGCUUAUGAAGUAUUAAGUGAUAAAAAAAAGAGAGACAUUUACGAUCAGUUUGGAGAAGAAGGAUUGAAAGGUGGCGCUCCAGGAGGUGGUCAAGGAGGGCCUGGAACAAAUUUUACAUACACUUUUCACGGAGAUCCAAGAGCGACUUUUGCACAGUUUUUCGGUUCUUCAAGUCCAUUCCAAUCAUUUUUUGAUGCUGGCGGCUCUGGAGGUGGUAAUAGAAUGUUCUUCCAUGAUGAAGAUAUGGAUUUGGAUGAUCUUUUCGGUUUUAACGCAGGUAAUCGUCAAGGAGCUUCAGGCCCUGGUGGUUUUAGAUCGCACUCGUUCAAUUUUCACGAAAGUCCAAGUAAACAAAAAGCUAAAGUACAAGAUCCUCCGAUAGAACAUGAUCUUUACAUGUCAUUAGAAGAUAUAUUAAAUGGCUGCACUAAAAAAAUGAAAAUAUCUAGAAAAGUUUUACAAGCAGAUGGUCGUUGUAAAAAAGAAGAUAAAGUUUUGACAAUAAAUGUUAAACCCGGGUGGAAAGCGGGUACAAAAAUCACAUUUCAAAAAGAGGGAGAUCAAGGAACGAAUAAAAUUCCAGCUGAUAUAGUGUUUAUUAUAAGAGAUAAACCUCAUCCGUAUUUUAAAAGAGAUGGUAGUAACAUAAAGUAUGUGGCAAAAGUUUCAUUAAAAGAAGCUUUAUGUGGGUGUGUUGUAGAUGUACCAACUCUUACUGGGGAAAUUGUACCCAUUAACCUUACCAGUGAUAUUAUCAAACCGACGACUAUGAAAAAAUUGACUGGCAGAGGAUUACCUUUUUCAAAAGAACCUAACAAAAAAGGUGAUUUAAUAAUAUCAUUCGAUAUAAGAUUUCCCGAUAGUUUACCAAAAAAUACUAAAGACAUUUUAUACGAUGUAUUGCCUAAUUAA
Pediculus humanus corporis (human body louse) is the source of this 1092-nucleotide messenger RNA. RefSeq lists its product as uncharacterized. The transcript is spliced from 2 exons. Gene Ontology annotation, molecular function: protein-folding chaperone binding. NCBI's taxonomy places the organism in Eukaryota, Metazoa, Arthropoda, Insecta, Psocodea, Pediculidae. Gene Ontology annotation, cellular component: cytosol. Bases 1 to 1092 code for a protein of 363 amino acids. The record is from RefSeq and is a predicted model, not a curated record. Gene Ontology annotation, biological process: negative regulation of transcription by RNA polymerase II.